Tachysurus vachellii is the source of this 2389-nucleotide messenger RNA. It is a transcript of the gene adck1, whose product is annotated as aarF domain containing kinase 1. The record is from RefSeq and is a predicted model, not a curated record. Gene Ontology annotation, cellular component: mitochondrial inner membrane. The transcript has 11 exons. The coding region runs from base 164 to 1729 and encodes 521 amino acids. Gene Ontology annotation, biological process: lipid homeostasis; mitochondrion organization. Lineage: Eukaryota; Metazoa; Chordata; Actinopteri; Siluriformes; Bagridae.
GCGAAAGCGGAAGUAGACAAUAGCACGCCGGUAAGUGAAUGACGGACCAGAUGAAGGUGAAUUGUGGAGCUGAAUAAGGAUUUAAGGUGGCGAUAAAAGCAUCUUUUACAGAAUCAGACUGAACUGCGGCAGAGUCUCUGGCUAAAGAGUUUGUGCACCUCACAUGGCCGUGCGACUGCUGAAAGUGUCGUCUGUCACGACUGCGCUCAUCGCCUCGUCCGGAUUUUACCUGUUCUCCCAGAAACUUGACCUCAAUGACCUCAGCAUCGUCAGGUUCGGCCGAGCUGCUGCUACGACGGCGGUCAUCAGUUAUGAUUAUCUCACCACUCUGCGUGAGGCUCAGUACGGGACAGAAGAGUACUGGAGCCUUAAAUCACAGGUACACAGACGCUCAGCUGAAAGACUCAGAGACUUGUGCUGCGCGAACCGAGGCACGUUCAUUAAGGUGGGGCAGCACCUGGGCGCUCUGGACUACCUCCUGCCCGAGGAGUACACGAGCACGCUGAAGAUCCUCCACAGUCGAGCUCCCGCCAGCACCAUGCAGGAGAUCCAAGAGGUCAUCAGAGAAGAUCUGGGCAAAGAGCUGGACGAGUUGUUCGUGAGCUUCGAGGAGAAGCCGCGAGGGGCGGCGUCUCUCGCUCAGGUCCACAGGGCCGUCCUGGCUAACGGCACCACCGUGGCGGUCAAGGUGCAGCAUCCCAAAGUUCAGGCUCAGAGCUCCAAGGACAUCAUGGUGAUGGAGUUUCUCUUGCAGGUGGUUCAUUGGCUCUUUCCAGAUUUCGCGUUUAUGUGGCUAGUAGAAGAAGCUAAACGAAACAUGCCCCUCGAGCUCGACUUCCUCAACGAGGGGAGAAACGCUGAGAAAGUGUCCCACAUGCUCAAGCACUUUAACUUCCUCAAGGUACCAAAGAUCCACUGGGACCUUUCAACCAGACGGGUCCUGACCAUGGACUUUGUGGAUGGGGGACAGGUGAACGACCGCGAGUACAUGAGAGACCACGGAAUUGACGUCAACGAGAUCUCCAGGAACCUGGGCAGAAUGUACAGCGAGAUGAUAUUCGUGAACGGAUUCGUGCACUGCGACCCUCACCCCGGCAACGUGCUGGUGCGAAAGUGCCCGAAAAGCAAUAAGACGGAAAUUGUUUUACUCGAUCACGGCUUGUAUCAGUUGCUGAAGCCGGAGUUUCGUCUGGAUUACUGCAGACUGUGGCAGAGUCUCAUAAAGGGAGACAUGAAGGGUAUUGAGCGCUACAGCAGGCGUCUGGAAGCCGGAGACCUGUACCCGCUGUUCGCCUGCGUCCUCACGGGCCGCUCCUGGAGUUCAGUCAGCACCGGCAUCAGCCAGACGCCAGUCACAAGCGCUGAGGAUGUGGAGAUCCGCACGAACGCGGCGCUGUACCUCCCUCAGAUCAGCGAGCUGUUGAACAGAGUUCCUCGGCAGAUGCUGCUGCUGCUGAAGACCAACGACCUCCUGAGGGGCAUCGAGACGGUUCUGCAGACCCGCGCCAGCUCCAGCGCCUUCAUCAGCAUGAGCCGCUGCUGUACACGAGCACUCGCCAGUUAUAAGAGAAGUAAGACCGACUCGAGGAUGAGGAGGCUGCAGAUCAGCGUGUCCGAAGCUCUCUCUCUGUGUCAGAUCAGUCUGUAUGAAGUGGUCUUGUGGAUUCGGAGCUCAUCGUUGGUGAAGUGGAUGUGUUACACGCUCGGCUGUUUGCCCUUCAUGCACUGAGGGGGUUAAAAUGGGUUAAAAACGGACUGCCGCACUGCCUCGCUGCCUCUCCUCCGUCUCGUCAUCACUCCAUCCACACGGAGACGCGAGAGUCACAGAGUUAAACCUGGAACUGCUGUUUAUCAUCAUUGUAAUCAGUCAAACUCAUGUUGUACAGAUGUGAUGUAUUUGAUCAUUUGAAAUAAAAAAACACACACAAAUACACACUGUAUGUCAUUUAAAUAUAUCUGGAAAAUAUCAGCAGGUGUAAAUAAAAUCUGAUGGUGCAUUUACUAUCGAUAGAAACAGAAAUAAAGUAAAUUGCGUGUAAAAUGACCUCGAGAGCGAUUCAGUCCUCCAAUCAGGACAGAUCAACAUUAACUAGCGCUAGCCUUGGAUCGCAGAGUUAGCGUAACGUCACGGAUGUUCAUGAAACGUUUAAUAUUUAUGUUACGUUCGCUCCACCCAUAGCGUCCGGGUUUAAUCUGUGUGGGUUUCCUAAACACGUCACAUUUCGGAUUGUUUUAUUCCUCCCUAUAUUCCAUGCUAAUUUGCAUAUUUUCAGACCUAGCUGAAUAAAUUUCUAGUUAGCAUUUGUAAUGACAUAAAUUGUUGUUAGCAAGCUGGCUAACAAUGUUCUGAUUAAACUUACCUGAUUGCACUGAUUGCAGGAGCGUGACC